Molecule: messenger RNA, 24607 nt
Organism: Lymnaea stagnalis (great pond snail)
Lineage: Eukaryota; Metazoa; Mollusca; Gastropoda; Lymnaeidae
Source: the annotation of a GenBank genome assembly
UUUUUCUUUUCUGUGUUCUGGAAUAUUGUUAUCAUUGUAAUAAAAUCUGGAUAACCCAUCAAGUCAUGUCGGUCACCGUUUCAUAAGACAGGGCUAACUUUACAAGAAAACAAUCAUAUUAUUUAAUAUCUCAGUAUUUGCCUUUUGAAAAGUUCUGCCUGUACAGUGUAGCUCACUCUUAAGUACUGUGCUAACAUUUUCCGCUAAGGUUAUACCCUAUCUGCAGGCUCUGUUCAGCUAGCUCAACCCUAGUAUUUACUACAGCUGCCGGUAUAAAAACAUCAUCAUGGCCAUGGCAUCUGUGUUCGCUCAGACUUUCUGCCAGCCUCAGGUUUGUUAUACUAUGUUUGCUAUAUAUUUAUCAUGGAAAUCUUGCAGUUCAGGUGCGUAUAUUAUUGCUGAUCGAAUUUCGUAUUAUUGCGUGAAAUCUUACGUGUAUUCUUUAUAAAAUUUAUUCGGCGGCUGUUUCAGAUUUAGCGGCCCACGUUGACUGUGUUAAGGCUAGGCAUAGGGAUUGAUUUAGGGUUCGGGUUAGGCGUAGGGAUAGAUUUAGGCUUAGGGUUCGGGUUAGGCAUAGGGAUAGAUUUAGGGUUCGGCUUAGGCAUAGGGAUUGAUUUAGGGUUCAGGUUAGGCAUAGGGAUCGAUUUAAGACGUAAAAGUGCGCGCAUGGAAAUAAACGCGGGCCGCGUUCUCUGAAUUUUCUUAUUCGGCUGCCGGUUAUAAAGCCAAACAUCAUCAUGGCAUCUGUGUUCGCUCAGACUGGUGGGUGAUGGGGCAAUAAAGAGUGAUUAAAAAAACAGAAACCUAAAAAAGCAAAAACCCACCCCUUUGCCUUCAGUACCCAUUUAUCCUAACUGUAAGAUUUUGGGAUGGUAUGGGAUGGGGAAAGAUUUUUGUGGCAUGGCAAUUUGACUGAUCAAUUUUAUAUUUUAGUUUUAUACCUAGGUAAAGAGCUAAGUCACUAUUGCCAGGAUUUUAUAAGCAUUCAUAAGUUGUUGUUUUUUUAAUUCUUCAUUUUUGGAUCAUUUUCAGUUAAUUUUUCAUACUAAAAAGUAGCAAAAUUUUAAUCCAUCCAUCCCUGUGGCGCAACAGCCCACCACUUCCUUCCACUCAGACCUAACUAAUGCCUUUGUUUUCCAUGCUUGGACUGAUCUUGUAGAUCUUUUUCUACAUCAUCUAUCCACCUAAGCCUAGGUCUGCCUUUGAGCUUUUUUCCUCUGGGGUAUUGGUGAGGCACUCUCUUCAUUCCUCUGUCAUUUGGCAUUCUCUCUAGGUGUCCUGCCCACCUUAGCCUGCCUCUUUUUAUUUCUGCCACUAUCGUGGGAUCCUGAUAUAGACUGUAUAAUUCCUGGUUGGUUCGUAGUCUCCAUCCAUAUUCAUCCUUUGUUGGCCCAUAUAUUUUCCUGAAAACGUUUAAACCAUUUUAAAAAAGACUUUCUUCCGAAGACAAGUUUAAACCUCAAAAAAGUAAAGAAAGUUUGAGCAGAAAAUAUUUUUAAAAUUUUUUUUUUAAAAAUGAAACAUAUUUAUGUUUUUUUUACAUUUGAUUGGAAUCCUUUUUUUAAGUAGAGAAUUUUUUUAUACCCUUCUGCACAUACUUUCUUUGCAUAAUGAACUUUAAGAUAAUUAUUUUCCCCUUUUUAGUGCAUUUUUACCAUCUCAGUAAGAUAGUAUCCAUAAGGAAAUUACUGUCAAUAGCAAGCAAAGGGAAAUAACUCCAUUUCUUUCAUGCUGACUUAAAAACAUUAUUAGAAACAGUCUUUCAUCCAGUCAUACAAAACUAACUGAUAAUUGUAGAGAAAAUAUAAAAAUUUAAUUAUAAUAAAUUUAAAAUAUUAUUUAUUUAUUUAUUAUAACUUUGUCCUUAAAAAAUCAAAAUAUUCAUGCAGAAGAAUAAUCUUCUAUAAAACAAUACAGAUGCCACAUGUUUUUUGUUAUUUAUUUUUUAUGUUACUUGAUCACUUUGCACCAUUUUUUUAUGCAGGGACAUCUAACAGCUUAUUACCAGUAGUGUUAAUAUACUGUUAGCUGAAAAAAAUCCAAACCUGAAAAAAAUCCAAACAUCCUAUUUAUGUAAAAUAAAAUUAUUCCAUGUCAUUUGCACUUGCAUCAUUUAAUGUUUUGUAUGGCCUGGUAGAGCUUGAAUACAUGUUAGUCUGCAUUCCCAACUCUUCAUAAGUCUCAGGGAUGAAUGAGCCAAAGUAAUCAUACUAUUUAUAAGUAUUAUCUAGGUCUUCAUUAGGACCAGUUUCACCAAAAAUUCUUCAAUGUUACGUAAUUGGUCAGACCAGUCAGAUCUAUCAACAUUGUCCAUAUCUUCAUCUUCUGUCUCAUCUGGGACAUCAAAAUGUUGAACUAUUUCAAUAUUAACAUCACAUUCAUUUCCAUUAUCUAAUUCUGCAUCAAAUUCAUCACUUUGGACACUAAAAACCGAUGCUUUUGCAGCUUGAAGCCUUUCUGGAAAACACCAUUGUCUAAUCAUAUAUUUAAUGUCAACAAACCACUCUUUUUAAAAAAUCAAAAUUGCACAGUUAUUAAAUUUCAACAAGUAAUUAUCUUAACACUUCCUGUUUAUAAAUAGACUCUUUGGAAUUCUUUCUAAGAAGAGCUAAAUUCACUAGGUUACAUUGAAAAUGGUGUGAUUUACAGUGGGAUUUGACCAUAGCACCACUUGGGCAUAUGGGCUGGGUAGCUGUAAUGUGACUGAGAGGGUUAAACUAGUCUUUAAAAAAAGGGCAUUUAAAAUCUUUUAAAAUAUUGUUUUUGUUCUGUCUUCAGUCAGUUGUUGUAGUCCAAAAAAACAAUUUCCAAAUCUAUUAGACCUACCCUUAAUUUAUUGCUUUCAAAAACUAUUUUAGAAUAUUGCUAAUUUAGCUUCUGCAGUAAAUGCAACUUUCUGUGUGACUUCCUUACUUCAAAGCCUUAAGUUGAUUAAGUAAUAAGUAUUUGAAAUGUCAUUUUUAUGGCCACUGUAAAACAAACAAAAAAAAAGUAACAACUCUAUUUCAUUUUUCUUUUUAAGUGUGAUAGAAUCCGGGUCUGCUUUUUUUUCUUUCUUUUUUUUUGGUGCCUUUAGCCUUGCCCACUGUCAUGAGAUUUUCAUUAUGUGUGAUAAUAAAAUUUGGUUUAUUUGUUUUUCCAUUUUUCCUAAAGGCUGCUGUGGCAAUGUCCCAUUUAACUUCUCUCAUAGGAAGUGCAAGAUCAAUGUCCAGUCACAAAGAGAUCAGAGUAACAAGGACUGGACCGAAUGUCACACAAAAACAAAAUUCAACAGGGCGGGAUUUAAAAAAAGAAAAAGGCAUUGUAAGUAUCAAUAACUGAGUUUUUUUAAGACAUUGGUCUUGAUUGUCUUGUUUUUUUUUUUGUUGUUUUUUUUAAAUAUAUUAUCCUUCAUGAAAAUUUCAAUCAGCUUGGUUAAGGAAUUUUUAAUAUUUUUUUAAUAGUCAGUUUGUGAUGAGAGUUUAUGUAAACAUUUGUCAGUUUUGGUCCUCAACAAUGUGCUUCUAAAAAUUUUAGCUGUUGCUCAUCAAGACUGAUUUCUAAAGGCAUAAAAUACAUGGCAGUUCGAAUUUGGUUCAUAUUGGGGAACCACUUACUGUCGAGAAGCGAUUCUUCUGUAUGGCCAAGUCUUUCACUUCAUUCCGUUCGGCAGUACAUCAUACAGCAACAGUAACCAAUGCAACAAACAUCAACCGGUUUGUUGUAAACAAAAGUUUAUUUAACACUACUCGAUGAACAAGACUUGAUGUAUAAUUUCAGAAUUUGAUAAUAAAAUCACUCCAACCAAAUAUUAAUCAAUAUACCAAUCCAAACACUUCAUCCAGUAUAUCCGCCAUCAAUUCUCUCAGCACAACAACCGCCAUCUAUCUUCUCUAACAUAAACGAAAACUAACGCGUCACUUCCCACUACACAAUUACGUCACAACACUCUCACAAAAACGAUACGGCUGCACAUAAAAUCUCUAACUAAGAUCUUUUCCCUAUCAAACAUGACAACAACGCUCUACACAUAACAACAGUGAUUCUCAUACCCUUGAUACUUACCUCUUCUGCUAAGGAUAAAAGUAUUAAUUUUUUUACACUUUUUGUAGCAAUUGCUUUAAAGAUACUUACGACUGACAUGUUUAUUGUUAACAAUCAUAAUUUAUAUAAUUAAUCCUUAUCACCGGUUAAAGAAAUAUUAGUGGAAGUUAGUACAAAACAAAGGGAAAACAUUUUAAAACUGUAUGAACACACACACACACACUUCACACAGACACACACACACAAAUAUUUUCAUUUAUGAUACAUUUAUCCCUUGUUAUCACACACACAAAUUUUGAUGCCUGUGUAACUCUACCACAUUUAUUGUUUAGGUCAACUGCCUUGUAUAGAUAAUCUAAAGGAUUGAUUAUCAUGCCAAUAUUUUGUCAAGAAGUGAAGCAAUAUAUAUAAUGUGUGCUGACUAUAAAAUAGAUCAUGGUUUUGUUUUUAUGAUAGUCUUAGGCACUGUUGUCAGUAGGGAGAAAUUAAUCUCCUAUUUACAUGUAUGGCUCGUUCCAAAACAGUACAUGACAAAAGACGAUACCAAAUGAUAAAAACAAUAACAAAGAAUAUGAUACUCGAAACAGGGCUAAUUACAAGGUACAAAUAAUGAAAAGAAGUUUACUGUAAAAAACGCAUUCACACGUUCCAAAAUAACUCUCUCUCACUGUCUGCGUCUCUCUCUCUGGUAUGCGUGCCACUAGCCUGUAUUUAUAGUCUAUUCUAUAGAAGAUUCGUGGUCAGAAUACGCAUCGUAAUAGUGACACAAAUGUUCUACAGUGUUCUACCGCAUUCGAGUAAAUAAACAGACAAUAGAUUGGUUUGUGGUAAACAAGACCAAAAAGGAGUAAGACACGCCCAAUAAUAACGCAGGUGAAUUGGGGUCAGCUUAGGUCGUUCACCAGGAAAAGAUUAAAUGAGAAUACAAAUAGAACGCCUAUGUAUAUAACAAUAGCAACAGAAAACUUUCAUCUGUCAAGUAUGUAUCAAUUCUGUUAAAGUACUUGAUUUAUUUUUUAAGUUGAAAUAUAAAUUAAACAGCUUUAUUGCCUCUGUUAUUCAUUUUAGAUAAGUCCCUUGAAGUUGGAAGGCAAAAAAAAUAGUUCUCCUCUCUUCUCCUGGUGGAGUUUAAGUAAAAUUUAAAUGAGAUGUUAAAAUAUUUGACUUGCCCAAAAACCCAUUUUUUUCUACACAAUUUGAUAUUGAGUUUAACUCUGUUGAAACUGAUAUGAUCAAUGGUCUAAUUUUAGACCCUUAGCCAUUGGCCAAAAUUUUUUUUAUUAAUUAUUGACAUUUAAGCUAUCUUCACAUUCUACUUAUGAUGUGGUAAAGGACAGUUGAUAGAUUAAUGUGUAAACUGGGGUCAAAGAUGCACUUUUUUUUUUCAAUUUCAAUACAACUGCUAUGUUUUCCCUUUAUUAGUGUCUGGAACCACUGCAACUGGCUGAUCUUAAGUCUGCUUUGAAAGAUGUCAAAGCUACAUUGACCACACCUGUAACUGCUCUCAUUAGACAGAGUAGGACUGAAGGAUCAACGAAUUGGACAGAGUGUCAUGUAUCUGCUAGCACUUUUUUUGAGAAUAAAACAGGUAGUUUAAGUGAAUUUUUAAAAAAAGCAAAGUAACUGAUAUAAAGAAACAGAUAUGACUUGAUUUUAAUGUUAUCCAUGUUUACUAUCAUGACUCUUUUAACCUUCUUCUUCUUCUAUAUCUUAAGGGCCCACGAUCAAUUUAUUUAUCAUUUUGGCUCCUAUGCAUGUAGAUGGAAUUUGCAAUGUUUCUGUUCCUGGUGUUGAUGAGAAAAUUUCACAGAUUUCCAGUGCAACUUUGUGAGGGAAUCAUGCACUAAGGGUUUGAAGGCUUGAGGCAAUAGACACAAAUGUGUCUAGUGUUGUCGCCUCAACCGUUAUGUUUCUUUGUAUCCAUCCCUGUGGCAUGACAGCCCACGUAGGGCUUUUGGCCUUGUUACCACUACCAUCCACUCAGAACUAACUGAUGCUAUUGAUUUUCUCAAGAAAUAUAAUUAUAUCAUGUCACUCAAGAUUUUACAUGCUUUCAAAAAUGGCUGUAGAUAUAGUUCCUUCUUACAGAAGAUUAAUUAAUUGUAUUCUUGUGCCUCAUGUGAAUUGGUGAGUUUUUCUCAGUGAUAAACAAACACCAAACAUGAUGUUACAAAGAUUAAAAAUUUUGAGUAGUAAGUUGUGAAUUGCUUCAAAAACCAGUCAUUACUCAAUGACUCUACAAAUGUUACUUGAAAUAGUUUAUAUAAUAAGAAGCUAUCAAUAUUCACACAUGUCAAAAUAAUUCAAAAUGUCAUAAUCAUUAAAGUAGUAAAUUUAGUCAUGUUAUUUUUCCAAAUGAAACAAAAAUUAAUUUAAUGUUCAAUACAGGUUUUCCUAGAACACAUUUGGCUUUUGAGGCUCAUGAGCAGUUACCUCCACUUAAUCUUGCUUCUAAAGAUCCCUUAUUUAGAAGGAUAUUCAAUUCAUUAGUUCAAUCGCAUUGUAAGUAUUUAUUUCUUCAUUCACUUAUGUGUGACUUUUUCUAGUGUUAUUUUCAAUUCUUCAUUUACUUUUAUGUGACUGCUACUUCUAGUGUUAUCAUUUAGUCUUUGGUCUAGGUUGUUGUUUUUUUCAAGUUAAUUUGUUUUUUGUUUUUUUAAAGCAUAAAGGAUAAAAUAUUCUUUGGCCUGAUUUUUCAAUUUCUUUUCUCUUAGAUACACAGAAAAGGGGCUUUAAGUCUCACAGAGCAGAGAAGAGAACAUUUGGUGUUGGUGCUAAAAAGGACCAGCCUGAUUCAAUUUUAGAUAAUGUACAAGAUUUUUUCAGCAGUAGAACAGAUAAACAGGUACAUUUUCAAUAUCCCAGACCGGUUUACUCUCACGAUUUUGGCGUACAAUUUACAAUUUUUAGAUGUCUUUUAUGAUUGUAUGCCUAGACCUGCCAAAACUAUGAUUUUCAGAGACCCGGUAAAAAAAUAUUGGGGUACCCGGUAGUUUUUUUAGAUUUCAUUUUUUUUUUUGGUUGUUGACAUUUCAAAUAAAGAUCUGGCGGUGAAUAGACUGAGAAAAGCAAAACCAGUCAGAACUACAAUUUUAAGAGACCGGUUUAAAAAUUUAUAGCCUAAAUUCCGGUUAGUUUUUUACGAUAAAAAAAAAAUUAUUAUUAGGCUAAUAAAAAAAGUAUAUUUUCAAUUGUUGGUUUUAAUUUGCAUUCUACACCCAGCAGUGAAUGGCUUGAGAAAUACAAUUGGUUGGGGACCAUCUAUAAUUAUAUUACCUUUACCCCGAUAGAAAAAUUGAAUGGUGUUGAUUUAGAUUUUGUGUAAAUGGUGUGGGGGGGGGGGGCAUUUAAAUAUUUAAGUCUAUAAAAUUAACACUGCCACAUUUUUUCAUAAUGAUAGUUAGCGAGAGAAAAAAAAGUGGGGGUGAGUCUUGCCAGAAAGUACGUAUUCAAUUAUUCUACAAUAUUCAUCCUGAAACUCUACAAGUUCAAAAAUAACAUAAUUUUAUUGUGAAUGCUGUAAAAUAUCACCCGAUGUUAAGUAGGACCUGUGAUGAUGCCAUGUAUUUUAACAAAUGAACUCAGUAGUAGAGAUGUUACAGUAAUAUUUAUUUAGUCCACCGUAUGAUCAACGUGCAUGUGUCGUAUAUUUUGUUGGGCGACGCAGUCGUUCUAAAAUUUUUGUUUCCCGUCGCCUAUGUCAAAUUUAGUUUUUUCACCAGGCUCCCUGAUUGAAAUUUUAAUGAAUACACUUCGAAAUCGUGAAUAAAUAAAAAAAAAUAAAAUAAAGAGUUGGGGAAACAAAAAUAUGACAUCUAUGUAAGUCACUAAGUGCCAUCUAGUAACUGCAAACAUUAGUUACUCAGGUGGGUUACUGUUUACACUUUACACUAUCACCCAAAGUUGUGAUAUUUGGAUUAAAAUUAAAAGUGGAAAUAAAGUUAAACAAAACCCCUGCGAGGAAGCCACAGCAACCCAUGUAGCUCCACCCACACGGGCGGACCAGUAAAAGGACAAUUCAGUGCGCCCUUUCUCUUUGACUAAAUAAAUGGUUUAAUGCACUAGCAGGCUCUUUUCUAAAGGCAAUUUUUCUCUGGAAUCAAGACGGGGGGAGAGGGGGUGUGUUGUCGUCAAAAAGUGUGCGGGGGGAGUGGGGGUGUUUGUUAGAAAAUUUGACUCUUUUUGGGCUUACAUAAUAUAUAGAUUGCAUCUCAUCGUGUUUGUUUGCAUCUGUGCUAUAUGAUGUCAUUUUGUGACAUAAUUAUUUCUUACGGCUGCACGUUCACCUAAAUAUUAAUUGACACUAUAGCAGAUACAUGUCUCCAAAACAAAGUGACCGCUGUUUGCUGUUAACAUCAGUCAUCGACUUUUUACCGUUCAGUUCCCUUUUUUGAGGCCAGCUUAACUCGAUUCCACUAGACAUGUGAUGUGAUUAGUUAUUGUUUACACUGUGUAUACUGUAAUGUUUAUUUCUUUACUAAUAAUAUACUGUAUUGUACGAUUUUGAGACGAUAUUGUGCGAGUUUAGGAGUAUUAGGGUAAACAGGUCUGAUAUCCUGGUUUAGUUGAGUAAUUGAAACCUCUAAAUGUAGUACAGUAAUUUAUUUGAAAACGCAAUAAUUAUGAAAGGUAACCAAGCUGUGGAAGCUAAGAGAUAUGAAAAUGUGAUUUCUGCACAGAUUACAUGGACUUCAGUUAAUCUUAUGUUCUAUGAAGUUAAUCAUUUCUGAUUUUCAUAGAAAGUAUUUCCUAGCACAACAGUUUAGCUUUGGCUUGCUGCACUUACACAUUGAUUAUCUCACAACAUAAGAAAAUUACGUUUUUAAUCAGUUAACUUUUAUUGCAGCCCGACCAUGGUCCUAAGUCGCUUUCUGAUUCUGAUCCUGAGAUUGACAAAAGGCUUAAGAUUGCGUUUGCAGAAGGCUACAAGGCAAAAGAGGAGACUCCAAAAAGAAAAUGGCCAGUUCUAAAGUAAGUUUGUAAUUAACCCAUUCAAAACUUUUUCUGAAAUUUCCAGACGUAACUAAAGCAGUCAAGAACUUUUUCAAGAAUUGACAUUUAAGAAUUUAUACAAUUGAUCUACUAAUCUUUAAUAAUAAAAAAAAUUCUUAGCCUUAAUUUUUUUCUAUAUUUUUCAGGAUUUUUAUUGUCACAGCCUUUGUUUUGUGGCUUGCUUAUCAGCUACUAAGUGCAAAAAUUUCUAUCAAAACAGGUAAAAUGUUUUAUUAAAUAAACAAUGAAAUUUUUAUUUUAUAUCUAUUUUUUUUAUUAAAGUGCUGUUUGCCUAAGUGAGGUUAAGAUGUAUGAUUGUCAAAUUUUGUAUUAAUACAUCCAAAAGUAAUUUUAAUUUCAGUCAUCUUUUUUUUAAAACAGGAGGUUCACUUGGUUUCUUAAACAGCAUGUCCUAUGAAGUCAAUGCUGAAGAUGUUAAUGUGACAUUUGAAGAUGUUAAAGGGGUGAGUGUUUUACACAAAUUGAAUCCCUUUUAAAACCCAAGCAAUCACUUCCCGUAAGACACUGUGUUCACAUCUUAUAUUAGGCAGCUCCUUUAUCUCUUACAUUAAGAAUUGUAGCAGAAGUUGCUUGUUACGAUCAGCUAGAGGCCGACCGAAAGUGAUUUUCUGAUUUCAGCCGAAAAUAGGCCAAAAGUUUAAAAUGACUUUCGGCCGAAACCGAAAAAAGGCCCAAAGUUUAAAAAUGACUUUCGGCCGAAACCGAAAAUGAAAUAUUUAGAUAUUUUGAAAUUCGUUCCCGCAUACAUUUUGCAUACAUCGAAAAUGAUGUGGGAAAGUAUAAAUAUUUACAUUCUUUCUAUAAAAAUGAGAUAAUUGUGAAUAUUAAUAAAUAAACAUCUAAUAUAGGGGUCUCAAACUCGCGGCCCGCGAGCCAUUUGUGACCCGCAAGACGAUAUUUUGCGGCCCGCUACAUGACAGAAAAGUUUAGUGUAAAUGCGCCGGCCCGUUUCCCCCAUUCUCAUAGCUAUAGCGUGACUCUCCGCGACGGUGUCAGUCGAAUCUCACCGACUAGUCUAAUUCUGUUUUUUUUUUUUGGUAAUGUUUCUAUAUAUUUUUUAAUGCAACAGUGAGUAGGUGGAUGAAAGUGAAUCCUAGUUCUUGAGAACCCUUAAUGAUUUUAUUGUUAUUUAUAAAGGUUGAGCAGAUUGUAACAGUUGUAAUCGCUUUUUUGUGGAUUACUUGAUGCGGCCCACUCUCAUUCAGACACUACCUCCUGCGCCCCCCCCCCCCCCUGGUGAUUUGAGUUUGAGACCCUUGAUCUAAUGAAUACUUUGGAUUUUACCAUUUUAAUAUAAAAGUAAUUUAAAUUGCGUUACAUUUUUUUUUAAUUAGUAUGUUAGGAGAAAAUUUGGCAAAAAUUGAGGGGGGGGGGGGGGGAGGAAAUUAAUGCAAAGUAUUAUUUUUUUAAACCGGGUCUCUAAAAAUUGUGGUUCUAAAAUAUCGCUUAAUUUGUUUUUAAAGAUCGUUUAGUUGGUUGUUAUUGAUCGCUUAAUUUGUUGUUUAAGAUCGUCCAGUUUUUGUUAAUGAUCGCUUUAUUUUUUCUUAAAGAUCGGUUAGUUUGUUCAUAAAGAUCGCCUGGUUUGUUGUUAAAGAUCACUUAGUUUGUUGUUAAAGAUCGCUUAGUUUUUCACAAAGAUCGCUUAGUUUGUUCUUAAAGAUAAUUGAUUUUGUUCCUUAAGAUCGAUUAGUUUGUUCUUAAAGAUCUUUUAGUUUGUUCCUAAAGAACAUUUAGUUUUCUGUUAAAGAUCGCUUAGUUUAUUCUUAUAAAUCAUUUAGUUUUCUAUUACCGAUCAUUUGUUUUGAUCUUAAAGAUCAUUUAGUUUGGUCUUAAAAAUCGUUUAGUUUGUUCUUUAAGAUCGUUUAGUUUGUUAUUAAAGAUCGCUUAGAUAGUUCUUAAAGAUCGCUUAGUUUGUUUUAAAGAUCGUUAAAUUUGUUCAUAAAUGUCGUUUAGUUUGUUGUUAAAUAUCGUUUAGUUUGUUCUCAAAGAUCGCUUAAUUUGUUCUUAAAUGUCGCUUUCGCUGAGUAUUAAAUGACCGAAAACCUGAGUCACUUUCGGCCGGAUGGCUGAAAGUCUAAGUCAAUUUCGGACGAAACCGAAGAAAAACCGAAAGUUAACUUUUCUCUUUCGGCCGAAACCGAAAUUAAGCCGAAAGUUAACUUUUCAGUUUCGGUCGAAAGUGAUAAAAUGGCCACUUUCGGCGCCAAAGCCGAAGCGGAAAUUCGGUCGGUCUCUACGAUCAGCAUUGAUAUUUAUCCAGACUUUGUCUUGUGCACAUUUUUAAUCACUGGCAAAUUCAAAAGUUAUUAGUUCUGUCUGAUGGUUGACUUAGUUCCUGCUACAAGCGUUGCUGCUGGUUUCACUCGUAUACAUUUAUUUAACUCAAUGAUUAUUAUUCCUUUUAUUCCGAUACUGGCUUAUAUCAUAUAUUUCAUGGCUUGGAAAGCUAGAUUUGACUGGCUUACCUCGGAUGACCCUUUAGUUUGUAGGUGAAAUGUCGAAAUGAACUUUUUUAAAAAAUUCUUCAUAUCAGUUGCUCCAUACACCUGUGAAUCUUUCAUGUGUCUUCAGGCACUGGUUGGAAACUGCUAGUAUGAUGAAGCAAAUGAAUAUUCACUAUGCAAAAUAAAUAUGACCCUGAAACUUACAAAUGACCUGUCUUAUUAAAAAAGAACCAAUUUAAAGACAGUAUGGCAGACCUGUUUACUCUUACGAUUUUGGCGUACAAUGUACGAUUUUGAGAUAUCUUUUACGAGUGUACGGCGAGACCCGACAAAACUACGAUUUUCAGAGAGCCGGUGAAAAAAAAAAAUUUCCGAUUAAAAUUCGUUUGUUGAAGUUUUAGCCUUUUCCAAUAAAAAUCUACCGAUGAAUGAAACGAGAAAAACGAUUGGUUGUAAUUAAAGUUGGGACCAUCCUUCAUUGUAUUAUGUGCGCACUGAGAGGGGAGGUGGGGGUUGUUAAUGAAGGAGAUUUGCGGCAUACGGGUAGGGGGUUGGUCGGAGUGUCAAAAGUUAUAAAAAUAUCACCGCAAAGUAUCGUCUUGAUGGUGAUGAUUGUCACACUGUUGCUUUGCCUAGUUAGCUGCGUCACCUGUAAUAUUUAUACUAUUCACCACCAUCCCCUUUGACUGCUACCCAGCGUGUGACGUAGUUUUGUUCCCUUGAACUGCGGCGAUUGUGAAAACGGAGAAAACUAGAGACAAGAUGGUUUUUACAAUCAAAUACUUGAUCCCACUGUUCUGCACUGGAAUGUUGGUUGUGGACUUAUUUGAUAAGAGCCAGUCAGCGGCAUUUAACAAAUAUUGGUAGAACUCGCAAAGCAGCUCUUUACCCUCAGCGAUCGUAAUACAACAGUUUGGUAUCACUACUAAUACUGCCCCUACCCCUUUUUUUAAACGGAAAAAAAUCAGACGACGGCUCAAUUUUUUCCCCCAGUAAUGAAGGGUGGGGGGUGGCUCUGCCCGGUGGAAAUAAUUAUGUCACCAGCACGGAAAUACGAAUUACUGGACUACAGUGUGUUAUCACUAUGUCAUGUUCAAUUUUACAACUACAGGGAUCUCUUUAUGAAAACACACAGCAUUAGUAGUUUAUAUGAGUAGGCAUAUAUGAAUAUGCUUACUGCUAAAUAUUGUAAUAUUUCUUAUAGCCUUAAUAAUAAUAAUAAAAGGCCUUAUUAGAAUUCACGGAUUUCAUAGAUUUUCAGAUGACAGUUGGCUCUAUAAGAGACUGUCAGGAUAAUUAUUGUAUGCUUAAAUGUAGGUGCACUCUAUUGACCCCCCAUCAAAUCUGUCAUAGCAUCCUCAGUGCGUAUAUAAUACGUAAUAGUUAGAUGGUCCUUUGUUUGACGUAAUAGUUAGAUGGCCCUUUGUUUAACGUAAUAGUUAGAUGGUCCUUUGUUUGACGUAAUAGUUAGGUGGUCCUUUGUUUGACGUAAUAGUUAGAUGGUCCUUUGUUUGACGUAAUAGUUAGAUGGUCCUUUGUUUGACGUAAUAGUUGGAUGGUCCUUUGUUUGACGUAAUAGUUAGAUGGUCCUUUGUUUGACGUAAUAGUUAGAUGGUCCUUUGUUUGACGUAAUAGUUAGAUGGUCCUUUGUUUGACGUUGACAAGGUGGGGGGGGGGGGGUAUAAAUAUUUUAUAAAACUUUUUAAUGUUAAUUUGCGUACCAGGUAUGUUAUACCAGAAUGUCCCAUUUCCCAAACAGCUUUGGCGUUCGAAUUAGGCUACAUUGACGGGUGUGCACGUUGCCUGAUUUUAAUGUUACCAUUAAUGGAAUCAGCUAUCCUUUUUAUUUUCGGUCCCCUAGUUUAGUUUACUUAGUGAGUAUUUUACGAUCUGGCCUCGACAAAAAGAAAUGCACGCGAAACCGAUGACGAAGAAGAAACUUCCACUUCUACCAAUAAACAUCAGCUUCAACAAAGGAUAAAGAAAGUUUAUAUUCUUGCUUGGAUAUAAGACACAAUUUACUGUGUUGAGGUCUUCAUAGAAGGGUCCAUCAUACGCGCACUGCACAUUCUGCAAGUCGGACUUUUCAGUAGCAAUCAGAGACAAAAUGAGUGGUGUGGAUUUAGGAGAUAGUGUGUAUGGCGCGGGUCUAAAUAUUUAAAUCUAUACAAUCAACUCCGCCACCUACAUUUUCGUAAUGUCAGUUUGGGGGGUGUGAAAAAGGGGGGGGGGGGGAUAUUCCUCGGCAGAAAGUACAUGCGGAAUUUAAAAAUACUACACUAUUCAUCCCGUAACUCUGAAAGUCCUAAAAUAGCACAUUUAUAUUUCGAAUGCUGUAAAAUACCAGACAAUGUUUAGUAGGAAUUAUCGCUGUGAUGUUGUCAAGAUGUAUUUUCACAAAUGAUCUCGCUGGCUAUUCAUAAACUCAGUAGUAGAGAAAUUACAUUAAUCUUUAGUCCACCGAAUGGUAAGGCCACGUGCUACGUAUAAUUCGGUGGGCUACGCCAGCGGUUCUAAAAUUUUUGUUUCCCUGCGCCUAUGCCACACUACGUUUUCACCAGGCUCCCUGUGUCGAAUUCUAACAUGUACAAUUCGAAAUAGCGAAUACACAAAGAAAAUAAGGGUUUGAUAAAAAUAAAUAUAAUGUGUAUGUAGGUCACUGAGCGCCAUCUGGAACUGCAAACAGCAAUUUUUUAGUGAGUUACUGUUACGACCGAAAGUUGUCACAUUGGUUUAAAAGGGAAAAUAAAAUAAUGAAUUUUUAAAAAUAUUUCGCAACGCCCCGAUGAGGAAGCCGCAGCCACCCCCUUGCCCGAGGGCAACGAGCACCCAGGGCGAUGUGGCGUUUAUUCUGGGAACCACUGGGCUGGCCGAAAACCCGUGUCACCUUUUGUUGACUGUAACAUCAUAAAAUACAAUGGAUUUUGUUAAGUUUAUGGGGGGGGGGGGGGGGGCUGGGCUGGUGUUUUAAAGCUCACUGUACCGUACACACAAAAAGGGAUGGGGGGUCCCAAUUUGUUACCGGGUAAUUAAUUCUUAUUUUAAUACAUUUUAUCUUAUGCCCACCUGACGUCAAGUUUGAACAACGUUAAAUUUCACCGGUGAUUUUAUUUUUACCUGCGACAGACUGGGAUAAUGUGAUCAGCACGUUAACCCAAAUAUUAAUUAAUUUGUAUUAGCCGAUACACGUCUGCAAAACAAAGUGACCGCAGUUUGCCGUUUACGUCAGUCAUCUACUGUUUACCUACAGUUCCAUAUUUUGACGCCAGCGUAACUCGAUUCCACUGAACACGCUAUAGGAGUUAUUGUAUACAUUAUGUAUACUGUAUUUUUAUUUAUUUACUAUCAAAAUACUGCAUUGUACGAUUUUGAGAAGAUAUUGUACGAUUUUAGGAGUUUGGGGGUAAACAGGUCUGGUAUGGAAUCUUGGUUUGAAGAACCUGCUGUGUCUCGGGGUUUGAACAUGUUUUUUUAGUAAUUUAAUAAUAAUAAUAAGUUUAUUUCAAAAACACGCUUCAUCCCCAAAGGCUCGAAGCGCGGUACAAAGUCAACAAAAAACAAAUCUAUAAUUUACCACAUUUAAAACAAACGCAACACUACAAAGACUAAUUACAAGCAUACCAAGUCAAAGUCUUUCUAGCCAUUUCAACCCUAUAUACAAGCAACAAAGCCAAUAUGCAUUAACUGGAAAAUAUGGUAGACAAUCAUAGCAGAAGGUGUUUGCGAAAUAGAUGUGUCUUUAAAUCGGUUUUAAAGGACUCCAGUGUCUGGCUGUUUCUGAGAUCGACAGGAAGGGCGUUCCAAAUUGUUGGACCAGCAAAUGCGAAAGUGCGCUUUCCGUAAGUCUCAAGGCAAACACGUGGUGUCAAGAGUUUCCCACUAUCGGAUAUGGGGAAUUGUCUAGUGGGUACAUAAGGCGUCAGCAACUCUUUCAGAUAGGACGGCGCCAGGUCAUGUAAGCAGCGGUAGCACAAAGUUGCGAUUUUUGUAUUCUAUGCAAGCACGCACCGGCAGCCAGUGCAACUCUCUCAGAAGUGUUUUUGCAUGGCCUGUGUUGGGCAAAUUGGUUACAAUAGAAUUAUUAAAAUACAUCAUGCACUUUUUGCUUCCAAUACAGCUGCUAUGUUACUACUUAAUUGGAAUAAUUAGACACAUUUUAAAUAUAUUAAACAGGCUGCUGAAGCCAAACAAGAACUACAAGACAUUGUGAGUUUUCUGAGGGAUCCUGAAAAAUACACAUCAUUAGGUGCCAAACUUCCAAAAGGUAUAUAAAGAAAUUGUUGGUAGUCGUCGUUAGGUACUGAACUUCCUAAAGCUUGGUUUCUAAAUAACUGCUUGCAAUCGGUUUUUUGUUCGGUACAAGCAACAUAGGUCUUAGCCAUAAUUUAGGCAUCAUUCAAUGACAUUAAAUGCAUUAAUAUGUUUAAAGUUCUUCCAGAAUAAUGUAUUUUUUUUAAAUUUCUUGUAAGUUAUAUCAGUGGAACAGAAAAAAAUGGUGUUGAUACCAAGGAAUUUAUAUACCUGAUGGUAGCAUAUCUUUUUCUUUUUUUUUUAGCUCUUCUACUUAUUAAACUUAAUAAAUCUGUUUGCAUAAUAAAAAAUAAAAGUAAUUGCAUAUCAUAAUGUUAGCUUCUAAUGUUGCUAUGCAGACCUCAAAUUGUGACAUUGUUUUUAAUUUUAGGAGUUUUGCUUGUGGGUCCACCAGGUGUAGGAAAGACGUUGCUAGCUAGGGCUGUUGCAGGUAAGUUUUUUAAAAAUUCUUUCAGUAUGAUGUAUGUUUUAUUUUUCUCAAAAUUUUGUCAAGUUGUAAAUGAUAUGGCUUAUAAAGAUACCAAUUAUUCUAAUAAAAUAAAGCUAAUGUAGAUGGGGGUUUUUUUAUACCUUCUAUCAUUGAAAUUGAAUAUUGCAGGUGAAGCUGGUGUCCCAUUUUUUCAUGCAUCUGGAUCUGAAUUUGAUGAAUUGUUUGUUGGUCUUGGAGCAAAGAGAAUUCGACAGUUGUUUAGUAAGCGAUUGAAUUUGAGCUCAGUAUUGAAGUCAGUAUAGUAGAAAUUUUGUCAAAAUGUAACACUUGAGAUGCACAUUUUUUUUUUAUCAUUUUGUUAAAACCACUAUCAACCUUUUUCUAUAAUUGAUUUUAUAUAAUCACGGAUCAAAUCCCUUCAGAUGUUUCGCAACGUCUGAAUUUCAAUGGGCUUUGAUUUUUUUUAGGGGACGUGUUUGAAAAGGUAUAUAUUUCUUGUUUGAUAUAAACUAAUCAAAGAUUAUAAACUUCAUUUAUUAAAUGAAUUUGUAGGAUAUGCUAAUUAAAGUAAACAAAGGUAAAGGUCACUUGGUAAAUUUAUGACAGCACAGACGGAAUGGGGAGAAUUAUUUGUUUUUACCUUAACACUCAAUAUCCACAAGUCGCAGAUCAGAGACCAUAUGCAUAUAUUAUGUAAUAUAUAUUAUAGCAAAAGGAAACUUUCCUGAAUACUCUCCACUUCACUUUUAUAGCUUGUUUUAAGUUAUAAUAUUUUGUCAAAUUUGGNGGGGGGGGGGUUGCACUGUUCAAUUGCAAUUUUCUUUUUUAAAAAUGGACUCGAGAGGAUAAAUUUAGUACUAAUUUAGAGGUAACAAGUGAUAACUCAUUUGUUAAUUUUGCUAGCGAGUUAUUCAGUUUACUUUCUGAAAACCUCAUAUUUCACCAUUCAGAUGAAAAAGACAUGGGUCAAAGUUUAUGCUAUGUGGAAAUUAAAUGUAAACAAUUGUUCUUUUGAAAAAAAACUUUCUGAAUUAUUCAAAAUCUUACCGUAAAUUAUAUCUAUAAAUUAAGGGCUGCACAUGCCUAUUAAAAUAUAAUAAAGGGAUGUUGAAAACUGGAGAAAGUGAUGUUGAGGUAAAAUUAUUGAGUUUUAAAAAAGUACAAGAUUACCUUAGCUUCAAACUAUCUAUUUGUAUGAUAUUUUAUUUUUGCUCAUAUUUUUUUUCCGAAGGUGCUGCCAAAGAACAAGCACCAUGUAUUAUUUUUAUUGAUGAAUUUGACUCUGUGGGUGCAAAAAGGACAAGUUCUGCUAUCCAUCCAUAUGCUAAUCAGACAGUGAACCAGCUAUUAAAUGAGAUGGAUGGGUAAGUUUAACUUUUAUGUCACUAUUAUAGUUAAAAUAUUUUUUAUUGGUUUAACUUGGUCUAAUAAUUGUUUGAUAUAAAGGAUUAAAUAGAGCUAUUUCUAAUUUCUUUUAACCUCAUAAGCUAUCUCGUUGAAAUAAUUUUAUUACAAAUUGUUGUAACAGAUUUCAACAGAAUGAAGGCAUCAUAGUCAUGGGGGCCACUAACAAAGUUGAAAACAUGGACAAGUAAGUAACAGUCACAGUGCUUCUCAAACAUUUCUGUUGUUAGCAGCUCCUAGGUUGCAGAGAACAAGGUUCUAAUCUGGUUUCAAUCUUUAAAUAGCAUCAGUUUAAAUAUUUGUGAAUAACUUAACACAUACCACAACAGAAUGUACAAAGGAUUUGCAGGAGUUAAUUUUGUAUAUAAUAUUUUUUAUUUAACAACUUCGCUACUGUUGACGCGACGUCACGAUCACCCACUUUCAGUUACCAAGGACGUCACAUUGUCGUCAUAACAAAAAGUCAAAGAACUUUUCUGAAAUACCAAGGACGUCACGUCGACGUCAUAUUUCAAUGCUAUAUAUUUCCUUAUUCGUUAAUCUAUAGGGAAGUUAAAAAGCGAAUCGGAUAGAUAAUGAAAUAUACUGGGGGAAAAAAAAAAAAAUUUUUAAUUUUUUUUUUUUUUUUUUUUUUAAACCCAGCGGUAGCGAAAGGGUCAACUCUGCCACAACCAUAACUUUUUCUUUUUAAAAUUAAUUUUGGAUGUGAAUGAUAUUAUUUCAGAGCUCUUAGGCGACCUGGCAGAUUUGAUGUAGAAGUGACCGUUUCACUGCCAGACUUGAAAGGGAGAAAAGAAAUUAUAGAGUUGUAUAUCAGUAAAAUAAAGAAAGAUCCAAGUAAGUUUAUGUGAUUGUUAUGCCAUUGGGUUUUAAUAUUGGAAAGCUCACUGGGUAUUUUAUGAGGACAGUCACUCUCUUAUCAACACAGUCACUCUCUUAAUGAUUGAAUCCCGCCAUCUCUGACACUUAAUGCAUUCCUGUAUGAUGAAUCUCACUUUUACAAUACAAAGCCAAAGCAGCUUACUGUCAAAUAAUAAAUGUAUCCUCAUAUAAAUGAAAUUUUAUUUUAAUUUUGUGACAAAGGUUAUCAUUCAAAGAACAUAACCACAACAUUGAAAAAUAAUGCAAAACCAAUUUUUAAAGCAGUUAUAUAUGUAGUAGCUUCAUUAUAUGUUAUAUCCAAAAAAAACUUGUGUAUUCCAGAUGUUGAUGUUGACAAAAUUGCUAAAGGUACAACCGGCUUUUCAGGUAAAUAAUUUGCAUAACAAAAACUUAUUUAUUUGAACUCAAGUUCUCUUUUAAAAAAAUGUUCUGCCUUUGUAAAAACAGUCUUGGCUGUCUAAAUAAAUGAAAAUUUUUUAAAGCUUGUUUCAAAUACUUUAUCAAAUUGUUAUUCAUUGUUUUUGCUCUUCUCUUUACUUGCCAGGAGCACAACUAGAAAACUUGGUCAACCAGGCAGCCCUUAAAGCUGUCAUUGAUGGCCAGGAAACUGUCACAAUGCAGCACUUGGAAUUUGCAAGAGACAAAAUAAUUAUGGGUGUGUAAAGCAACUUGGGCUAUGGUUUUGAAGGUGUUGCAGAAAAGAAAUUGUUUAAUCCAGUUUUUACCUACACUCAUUUUAGUAUGUGCCAAAGUAAACUGUAAAUAAUUAGAGUAGUUAAACUAUUGCAUGUAUUAAAGUGGUUGUUUGUUGUAUUUUUUCAAUAAUCCAUUGGGGGGGGGGGGGGGGGGCGUGUUUUUUUUUAAAAAUUUUUUUUUUUUAUAAAUUAUUUUUUUUUUAUGAAAAUAAUCAGGCUGUUAUUGACAUGGUGUGAUGAAUUACAUAUUGAUUUAAAGAGACAACAGAUAUUCAGAGUGUUAUUGGAAAAUACUUUUUUCUAAUUGAUGCCUUUACAGGGCCAGAAAGAAAACACAGAAUACCAGACGAAGAGACAAAUCUUACUACAGCUUAUCAUGAGGCUGGACAUACCUUAGUUGCUUACUUCACAAAAGAUGCUACUCCACUGCAUAAAGUUACAAUUAUACCUAGGGGACAAUCGUUGGGUCAUGUACGUACAGCGAAAAAUACUCUAUCCAUUACCUUUGUCGGUCCUGUGGCAGAGAACAAGGGACAGCAUAAAUAUGUGGUUUUAUUUUCUCAAUUACUCCACUCCUGCCUAUCACAAUGGUUUUGUCCUAAAUUCUAUGCUUGCACUUUCCAAGCUGAGGUUAUAAAACUAUUUGUACAGAAGGAUGUAGAUUCUAUUGAAAUUAAAGCAGCAAAAAGUGAUUUAAUAAGGGUAUUACUUUGUUGAAAUCAAAUGUUGAAAUAGGCACAAGUUCAGAUGUAGUUGAUUCUAGAGGCAGGUGCGAUUUAGCAUAGUGAUGACAGUAUGGUGACUUAGUGAAAAUAUUCUGUUAUCCAGCUUAACUCUCAAAAGACUAGAUUUUUCCAGUUUUUAAUGACCUUGAAUAUAUCUUAUUCUUCACUGUGCCUCAUGGCUGUAAUUUUGUAGCUACCUACAAGUAUUAUAUAUCAUUUUAAAGGUAAUUGGAUGCUCUUUGAUUGAUAUUUGGUGUUUGUUCAAAAUAUCCUUGCUGAAUUUGAUUUUUUUAUUAUUUUUGGGCAAAAAAAAAAUGUUUUUUAAGUCAAAAACAGAACAUCACAAUUUUACGAAUAAGGGGAAAAAAAAAGUGUUUUCAAAUAUAUCUAUAAAAUUGAUAUUUUAUUAGAAUAUGUUCAAUACUACAAAACAUAUUCAAAUUUUAAAAGAAUAGACUCAAAAAUAAAAAAGUUAUGACUAUUUGUUGGCAACAUAUCAUUCAAGGAAAUAUUGCUAGAAAAAGUCAAAAAUAUUUUCAAAAAUUAAUAAUACUUUUUAUUCAAAGGAAAACAUAUAAUGCAUCAUAUUAUCCCUUAGAAGAUUAUUAGUAAGUAUUAUUUUAGAAGAAAAGUUAAGAAAAAAAAAAUACAUUUUAAUAAAUCAACAUUUUUUAUGCAUCCCCGAGAUACCAAUCAAAUGAAGUAAUCCUUCGCCAAGACCAUGCAUGUAAAAUUCUUGAAAACAAUUUCUUUCUUUAUUAAAACAUACAAAUGUAGCAAAAACAAAGCCUGUGACAUAUGCUCUGACCAUUUUACCCUGUUUUGGUAACACACAAUUACAUUUUUUGUUAUUGUCAUGUCCCGGCGCACAAUGUAAUGAUUUCCGGCUUUACAGUAACAGGUUUAUCAUUAAAGAUGUCACCUGUUCCCUAAAAUGUUCAUUAAUUGCUACACUUUCUUGAUGCUGAUACAGUUCAUUGUAUUUUGCAUGGAGAUACAUAAGGGUCUCCCAAUUUUGCACAGCAUGUUUCCUUUAUUUUCAGUAUCAGUCAGAAACUUUUAGGAUACUCAAUAUAGCUUUGAAUAUGUCCUUAGUACUAAUGGCCUUGCUCAUUGUCCAUCAUUAAAGGAUUUCCUGGACAUUUCUUGUAAAAUUAAGAGCUUGAUAAUGGUACCAAUUUUUGAAAACACAAAAUUUCUGCGGCCCAUUGUCCUGCGCACACUGCUUACUAAUAAACAACCAAAUCUGUAGUAAGGUAGAGAUUGAAAAUUUCUAUUUGCUUUUGAAAUAUCCUUAUAUCCUCUCUUGUUAUAACAUCAGGAAGCAAUAAUGCUUUGUACCUCUGGUCUAAAUGCAGCAAAGCAAGUCUUUUGUCAUCAUAACCCAUUGUAUUGACUAUGUUUGACAUCUGCAUAGAUGCUGUCAAAAUAUAAAAACAAAAAAUAUUAGUUUAGCUAAAAUAAAAAUUUACAAUAUAAAUAAAAAGAUUUCUAAAUAUUCAACAAUCUGCCUAAAUUACUUUUACUUCAACUUUUCAUUGAAAAAGGAACACAGCCGAUUGUUACAGUUAGCCUUGGCCUUGUAUGGCAUUGUUUACAUUUUGCUAACUGAAACGUAAUAUUAUUAAAAUAAUUUUAUAACUACAAAUUAGUUUCAAUUAUAAAACAAAUAAAUAAUGUAAUCUAUUUAAGAAUUUUAUACUACUGGAACUUGAAUAAAACUAAUGUUAGGGCUAAUAAUAGUGCUAAGAAAAUAUCACAAUAUGCGUGAGUCGAGUAUGAAUGAAAAAAGUAAACAAACCUUGUUACUAUUAUUAUGAUGAUAAUUUACAGAAUUCUCUAUAUCAGACACAUCUGAAGUGCUAUCUUCAUCAAAAAUAUUCCUCUAAGUAAGAAUAUUUGUCCAUUUCAAGCUUACAAUCAGAAUCAGACUCCAUAGCAAUGUUUUAGUGUGAAGUAACAGUGAACCAGAAUUGUGGCGAAAUACGAGUAAAUGGCAAAAAGGAAAAUUUAUGAAUGGACAAGUUGCUACCAGGUUUCUUCAAAAACUAGCAGUAUAAACGAUUUUUCUUUAUGGCCAAAUUGAAAUUUAACAUUCUAAAAUAGUAAAUCUUAAUUUUCGCCUUUUAAUAUUAUUUUUAUAUAUAUUUUAGGGGUCGUUUUUUUCACCCGCCAUAUAUGACCGAUUUUUCAAUCUCUCGUCUUUUGAGAGUUAAGGUACUAUAAUUGAAAGUGAAAGGUUUUUAAUCUAUAGAUAAUCCAAGAGAGGGUAUCAUGCCACACAUUACUGUUUUUGUUGUAUGGCAUACAAACUAUGUUGUUUUUUUUUAAAAUGUUUUCCUUUUAAUGAUUUUGUUUAAAAUAUUCCAGACUUCAUUCAUAGAUGACAAAGAAGUGUACAAUAGAACAGUUUCUCAGUUGAAAGCCUCUAUAGACACAGCAAUGGGUGGAAGGGUUGCAGAGGAGUUGAUAUAUGGGCCAGAAAAAGUCACAACGGGAGCUACCAAUGAUUUGCAGCAGGCUACACGAAUUGCCACAUCCAUGGUCAUGUCUAUGGGGAUGUCAGAAAAGGUAAAGUGUCAAAUGUUUUAUUAUUUUUUUAGUGACAAUGUGAAUAAAAUGUUAUAGCUUACUUUUUUGUGGGGAGGGGGGGGGGGGGCUGUAAAGGAAGAAUUUUUUUGGGGGGGGGGGGUGCUGUAAAGGAAGAAAUGUCCUGGACUAUUAUUGCUCAUGAGUUACCCUUCUUGGCUAGUUAACCCAAACAGAAGCCCAUUAUAGGUAGAAGUCCAUUCCAAAAUAUUGAGACACCUUCUUAAUAAAGUUACCUCCCUACCCCAAAGUGACAUCUGUAGUGUCCGUGAAAAUAAUUUUUUAUUGAAAACUAAUGAUAAUUAUUUAGCUGUAAACCAAGUUCACUAAAACCGUGUGAAAAAAGGUUUUAUCCAUAUCUGUUGAAUCUUUUAUUUAGGGUAUGUAAAAUAUAGACAAUAUAGAGUCUCCCAAGAUUAUUUGUACAGGAAUAUCUGGAAAUAAUUUAAUGAACACUUCCAUUUGUAUCUUACAAAAUCUAUAAAAUUUGUAUCAAUCUCAUUUGCCAUUUGCUAUCUUACAACAGGUAGGAUUAAGGUCAUUUCCAGAAGAAGGAGAAAUCAGCCCAGCUCAGAGGGAAGUUAUUGAUAGUGAAAUCAGACGCAUGCUUCAAGAUUCUUAUGAGAGGGCCAAAAGUAUUUUAAAACAGCAUCAUUCGGAACUGGUCUCCCUGUCUCAAGCUUUAAUGAAAUAUGAAACUCUGGACAAAGAUGAGAUCAAAGCUGUUAUAGAAGGGAAAAAAUUGAAGAGGUCUAUUUAAGUUCAGCUUGUUUUUAUUGUGUCUUAAAGAAACAGACAUGGAAAUAAAACUAUGCCUUGGAUUGAUCUUCAUGGAGAUUUUGCCCGGUUUAGCCACUUAGCUGUGUGAGAAAAGUGAUGACUUAGUCAAAUUAUCAAAGGGAAACAAAUCCAUGCUAAUUGAAGUUUUUAGAUUUUGGUGCUGACCUUGUCUUCAUUCACCUACAUGGUGUGAGUUUUAGAUUAAGUGGAUAAUCACUCAACAAAUUGUGAAAUAAUUUCGGAACAUUUUUAAAACUUUGCAUUUGAAAAAUUGAGAAAGCUUAGUUUUUAAGUUUACACAGGGACUUUCGAAUCAAUUCAGUAUUUUAAUUGUAUUGCUGUCAAACUUUUAAUGGACUGCCAGUCCCUCACUUGACCUACCAUUUAUGCAUUGGAUUGCUACCCUUUAAUUAGUCCUUGAAGAUCACAAGUUGUAACAAUGGAUAGAACCCAGGUUUCCGGGAUUUGCUUGGUGUAGGUUCAAGUUAUUUAUAUCUUUUAAAACCAAUUUAUUUUUAAUCUAUGUUACAAGGUUUUCAAGGCAUUUCAAAUUCCUAUUUUCUUAACAUUUUUUAUUAUAUUUUAUAUCCUCAUUUUCUAAAUUAGCUUAUCUUAUAUAAUUUUUUUUUAAUUUUAAUAUACUGGUACCAUAAAAGAUUAAGUCAAGGAAUUUGAAAAGUAAUUUGAAAAGUCUUAAAAACAUUUUAGAUAGGUCAGGUUCAAGCUUCAUAGGGUUGCCAACAAUAGAUCUGCUGAUCUGCGCCGGUCCUCUUUUUUUGAAUUUGUAAAAAAGAGGGUUUUUUUUGUGCCCUCCAAGUUUCAGGCAAUUCCCCCAUUCCAUUGCCAUUCAGCACUGAACAAAUUGAUCAGCCUUCUAACUAGUGAAGACUCUUGGAUCAGCACUUGGUCUUUCUGAUGCUUUUCAUGUUAAUGUUUUGACUGAAAAUCCUUAACUCCAAAUAGAUUAGCUGUUAGUUCUCAAAGCAAUGAUCCAUCUCAUAAAAUUUCAAAAAAUAAAACUCUAGUAUAACUAUUUCUUUGUGAUCUUACAAUUAUAUUCAUUAGUCUUGAGAGCAAAGCCACUGGAUGUUGAAAUGAGUCCCGCUAAGGAAAAAGUUUUAAAUGAAUUGCCACUGUUGUUAUGCACAUAAAAAGUGUAAUAAACAUGUAUUUAUAUAAGGAACAUAUUUAUUCUUGUGUUGCUCUUUUUUAAAAAUCUAAAAAACAAACAAUGAAACAAUUUUAUUCAUUUUUCAUAUAAAUAUGUUGAGCAAUUUAAGCAACUACAGCAGGGAUGGGCAUCCUUCAGGC